ACCACAUAUUUUGCCCAGCGUCUAGAAGACAGAACAGUGUCAAUAAAAGUCCGGACUAGGGUUUCAAGUACGCAAGCCGGUACUUGCGUGGCAAUCUCCAUGUAACCGGUAGGCCUGUAUAUAAUAAAACACCGUUACUUCUGGCCUUUAGGCCACCAUAGCCUGGGUAAAUAUUAUUGAAUCCUGACAUAUGAAUCCGGCACAUGGUGACAAAUAGCAGCAGGAGAAAGGCAGACGACGGCAACAACAAAAGCCGGGGAGCAACAAAAGCGCCUGGAUCCCGGAGGAGGAGGAUGGAGAGGGGAGUCGUCCCAAAUCUGCCCCGUGCGUGACGUCACGAGAUUUCCUCCUCCCGAACAAGCGGCAGCUGGAGCCUGGAGCUGGCGGAGCCGCAGAGGGUCCGUCGCUGCAAUACAUGUCUGGACCGGGUACCACAGUCAGGCACGAUGGAUACACCACCACCACCGUCUCUCCUCAGUUUCUACCGCUGACUGCACCGACCACCGCUACAUCCCGAGGUCGCCUGCCGCGGCGGAUGCUCUAGCGGCCGAGAGAGACAAGAGGUGGGAGGAGGCGUCCCCGCCGUUCUUCUCCGACUAGCAGGCUGAGCAUCCAACAGAGCACCUCCGGAAACAAGAGAAGAGAAAUAACAUAAUAGAAGAGAGGGAGAGGGAGAGAGAAUACAAAGAGGGAGAGAAUAAGAAGGAGAGAGAAAGGGAGGGAAAGAAAGAGAAAGUGAGCCAAGCACAGGGGACAAGGAUUCUUAACUCCCCUCACCUGCAGACGAGAAGAGAGAGAGAGAGAGAGAGAGAGAGAGAGAGAGAGAGAGAGAGAGAGAGAGAGAGAGAGAGAGAGAGAGAGAGAGAGAGAGAGAGAGAGAGAGAGAGAGAGAGAGAGAGAGAGAGAGAGAGAGAGAGAGAGAGAGAGAGAGAGAGAGAGAUCUCUAAGGAAGGGUGUGAGAAAGAACGAGGGACAGAGAGGGAGAGGCAGGUGGCACAUAACUAAGGAGGAGGGUUUUAAACCUAGGGGACAACAGAAGACCAGACAGCUGAGGCAGCCAACCCAGCCUUUACCUCCAACCACUGCCCCCCAUCAUAUCUCCCCUGACCCCCGCAAACUCCCUGGUCACACGGCAGGACGCGUGACCAGGUGGGGGAUCCGUGACCAGGUGGGGGAUCCGUGACCAGGUGGGGGAUCCGUGACCAGGGGGCCGUCACCAUGAGCGACCAGAACGUGGUGAAGGAGGGCUGGGUGCAGAAGAGAGGAGAGUACAUAAAGAACUGGCGGCCGCGCUACUUCCUGUUGAAAUCGGACGGCUCGUUCAUCGGCUACAAGGACAAGCCCCAGGACGCAGACCUGGCCUACCCCCUCAACAACUUCUCUGUAGCAAAAUGUCAGCUGAUGAAGACGGAGAGGCCGAAGCCCAAUACCUUCAUCAUCCGCUGCCUCCAGUGGACCACCGUCAUCGAGAGGACCUUCCACGUGGACUCUCCCGACGAGAGGGACGAGUGGGCGGAGGCCAUCCAGAUGGUGGCAGAGUCGCUGGCCAAGCAGGAGGAGGAGGGCAUUCUGUGCAGCCCCACCUCCCAGAUUGAGAACGUCAAUGAGGAGGAGAUGGACACCUCCAUCAGCCAGCACAAACGGAAGACAAUGAACGACUUUGACUACCUGAAGCUGCUGGGGAAGGGGACGUUUGGGAAGGUCAUCCUGGUCAAGGAGAAGGCCAGUGGCACCUACUACGCCAUGAAGAUCCUCAAGAAGGAGGUCAUCAUCGCCAAGGAUGAAGUGGCUCACACACUUACAGAGAGUCGUGUUCUUAAAAACACCAGGCAUCCUUUCCUGACUUCCCUGAAGUAUUCCUUCCAGACCAAGGACCGGCUCUGCUUCGUCAUGGAGUACGUCAACGGCGGGGAGUUAUUCUUCCACCUGUCAAGAGAACGUGUGUUUUCGGAGGACCGGACCCGUUUCUAUGGCGCCGAGAUCGUGUCUGCCCUCGACUACCUACACUCCGCCAAGAUCGUGUACCGCGAUCUGAAGCUGGAGAACCUGAUGCUGGAUAAGGACGGUCACAUCAAGAUCACCGACUUCGGUCUCUGCAAGGAGGGCAUCACGGACACAGCCACCAUGAAGACCUUUUGUGGAACACCAGAAUACCUGGCCCCAGAGGUUCUGGAGGACAACGACUAUGGUCGGGCGGUGGACUGGUGGGGUCUGGGCGUGGUGACGUACGAGAUGAUGUGCGGCCGGCUGCCCUUUUACAACCAGGACCACGAGAAGCUGUUUGAGCUCAUCCUCAUGGAGGACAUCAAGUUCCCCCGAACGCUGUCGUCUGACGCCAAGUCCCUGCUGUCCGGCCUGCUCAUCAAGGACCCCAACAAACGGCUGGGUGGGGGUCCAGACGAUGCUAAGGAGAUCAUGCGCCACAGUUACUUCACCCUCGUCGACUGGCAGGACGUCUACGACAAGAAGCUGGUGCCGCCCUUCAUGCCGCAGGUGUCGUCAGAGACGGACACGCGCUACUUUGAUGAAGAGUUCACCGCCCAGACCAUUACCAUCACUCCCCCGGAGAAAUUUGACGAGGAUGGGAUGGAUGCGGCGGACAGCGAAAGGAGACCUCACUUUCCCCAGUUCUCCUACUCUGCCAGCGGACGGGAGUGACCCCUCCUCCCCCUGCUCCAGCACUCCCCCGUCCCCUUCCCUGAGCUCCUACACCCCCCCCCCCAUCUGUGGCCAUUUUGAGGAAAACACGUAGCCAUUUUAGGAAGAAGAAAAAACGAAAAGUGUCCCCUCUUUUUCUCCUCCUGCUCCUCUUCCAUGGGGAGAGUCUGUCCUCCUCGGGGGAUAGUCUUUCUUGGGACUUUAAAAGACGUUUUGCACAGUGGGAUGGACGCGCUGUCGGCCCACACUAAACACCACCACCCCCACCACCACCAACAACUAAAACAGAUUCACAACCACACCGGGAACCGUGCCCCACAUGUCCAGCAACAUUUACCCCAAGAGACCACCUUCAGUUCUGUUUCCGCAGCACUGCUCGCGUGCAUCCAUCCAUCGCCUCAUCUCCCUCUAUGUCCUCUUUCCUCGUUACCUCUGUCCUCAUCUUUCUCCAUCCCUCUCUCCUUUUCUCCCUCUCCUCUCCAUCCGUCUCUCCUCUAUCCUUCCUUUCCUCCCUCACUCUUUCCCUUCCUCCCUCUCUCCUCCAUCCUCUGUCUCCUCUCCCUCUUGUCUUGCUCUUCACUCCCUCUCUCUUCCCUGUCUCCCCCCUCUCCCUCCAAAUAUUUAUGUGUUUACUGUGUUCCACUUGGUUGGAGAGGGACGUCUGAGAGAGGAAAACCAAAUAUGUUGCCUUACGUGUGCAGACGGACGGGGCGGGCUCGUAUUCAGUUCCAUUUUAAUUCUGAUGGUUUGUGUUGUCGUUGGGGUGGGUGUGGGGGGGAAGGGGGGUUAAAUGUCAUUCCUAUUUGGGAGUAAGUGCAUGGCUCGUGAUUCACUCCGAAGGAAAAAAAAAGAAAGAACAUUCAUACGACCACAGAAAAACAAUUUCCUUUUUUCAUACAUCGCCAUGGUAGCACACAUUCUGCGAUCCCAUGGCAACAAGGACCACUGUCGACAAGAAGGCAACCACAACCACUGUCUACUAGUAAACAACAGAAAGAAAAGGAGAUCGCCUCUCGUCCCCUUUUCAUCCUCAGAGUUCUCUCUCCUCUUCUCUCUUUUUCUGUUUUUUUUGGGGCAGGUUUAUUAUUUUUCAUUUCCUUUCUGCAAACAAACCAGGAACACUAAAAUACUGCCAGAAGACUGCAUGGAUCACCUCGCUCCACUGAGCACAAACCGCUGUUCCACUACGCCACCGCCCAGUGCUCAGACAGUUGAGCUCAGAAGAAGAGGAGGACGAGCCAGGUGUCACUCUCUGCUGUGCUUCCUGCUCUGUCCUCUCGUAGCGAUACCGCUAGCAAGGCUAUCACACUACUAGUAAGGCUAGCACGGCUAGUAGUGCUAGCAUGACUAGUAAGGCUAGCCCCGCUAGUAAGGCUAGCACACUUUUAGUAAGGCUAGUACAGCUAGUAGCGCUAGCAAAACUCGAAAGGCUAGCCCUGCUACUAACACUAGCACUGCUAGUAAGGCUAGCCCUGCUAGUAGCGCCAAGAUGGACGCUCACACAGCAGGAGGCUGCUUCUGUUCGGGCUGAGAGGGCAACCUCAUGCUGUUACUUAUCUCAUACAUGGUGCAUCGUCCCACACACUCCAGAAACACACAUUCCAGAAAGACCAGAAACGCACACUACAGAACACUCCAGAAACAUACACAGGAAGGGCAUCCAAGUGGAAACGGAGGCAGAGAGAAGACUUACUAAAUGUAGAUUGAUAUUCUCAGUGUUAGCCAGUAUUGCUAUAUCCUCAUAGACAUACGCUAGCUAGGGUAGCCUAGCUAAUCCUCAUACACACUACAUUAACUAGCAUAGCCUACCUAGUUAUGAUGCACACAGAACACUACGUUUGCAAGUGUAGCCUAGCUAGUCCUCAAACACGCAACACUGUUAGCUAGUGUAGUCUUGCUAGACCAACACACAUGCACAGACACACACUACAUAAGCUAGCAGAGCCUAGCUAAUGCUCAUACACAAAACACUAUGCUUACUAGCCUAGUUUAGCUAGUCCUCAUAUGCAUAACACUACGCUAUGCUGGUUAGCGUAGCCUCGCGCCCUAGUCAAACAGAACCGUGAGAGUUGAUGAGGCGUUUGAUCAAAGGAAGGUUCUGGAGGUUUGCUGGUCUCACUGCAUCCUCCUUACUGGUCCCAGAUAUCGCACUGUGGUUUGCCAACCAUUUCAUUAGUUCAUUGAUCCCAGUUGGUUCACUAGUACAUUGUCGGUGAAACAACAAGGCAACAAACUUGAGUUUUCAACUACCAUAGCGUUUCCACGGUGUCUCUCGGAGGGUUUUGAAAGAGAUGUAGAAAUGUGGCUGACCCGCUGGCAGUACGUUGGAUUGGAGUAUGGAUGCUGCUGUUGUCAACAUCUGGCUCUUAUAGCAGCUGCUUAGUUCUCACUCUGCCCCAAACACUCAGACCCACUUCUCUCUGAUGUGAGGACCAUGCUUUGUGGGGACCAUGCCGGCCCCAUUAAAGGGUCAACAGUUUUUGUGUGUAAACCUUAAGGGGCACACGACCGUAAGAGAAUAUCCAGUAUCAGUAUUAGCUCGGAGAACAAGCGCACACAAUACACACUCUGUCGACCCAAUGGACGGUAUCAAGACUAGCCAAUCAUGUCAAACUACGGAAGCUGUACUAAGAGAUGGUUGUCUGUAAGAUCGUGUGUGUGUGUGUGUGUGUGUGUGUGUGUGUGUGUGUGUGCGCAGUCAUAAAAGGAAAUGCGUUUCAUCACCUUUGUGUGUUUAUGUUGUAAAUAUGCAACGCUUUCUUUUAUGUUCCUUUCGUCACAUCUUGACCAGACCAAUAUUUUUCUGUGUAACUUUUACCGGGAGCUUUGAGGAUUCAGCAACAAAAACAAAAAACAUACAACCGAGGCUCUGAAAUUUACUGAACAUUUAUAAGGAAAAUAACGAGAAGGACGGAAAAUCAAGGACAAGUGUUUGACUCCUUUCUCCCUCCGCUCUUCUGAGAAAUAUGGAGACCACCGCAGACCUCCACCUAACCCCACCCUGGGGUCCCGCAGACGGCGUGUGUGUGUGGGGGGGGAUGCAUCGUGAUGGGGAGGUUGGUCUGUUAUGUGCCUGUUUGGUCGUUUCUUUACCAUGUGGGACCACGACGGAGUGGGUUUGCAGUGCUAGGUCAUCACUCUGUUCCCCCAGCCCAUCUGUACCAUAGUACUGUUUUAUUUAUCUGUCGUGUCCCCUGGCCGUGUCGCCCAGGGCGUCGUCGUGGAGAUUUUUUUUUUUUGGAAAAAGCCCCGGUUGAAACGUUAUUGAAGGAUGUGGAUACGUUGUUUUAUUUUACUUUAUUUUUUUAUUGUUUGCUUGUUUGUUUUCUUACCAAAACAACAUUAGGGCAGAAACUCAGUAGUGGACUUGCGUUGCCAUGGUAGUAUUUAUUUUGAAUUAAAUUAAAAGACUACAUUUCAGGGUU
Messenger RNA from Gadus macrocephalus (Pacific cod), 6083 nucleotides. It is a transcript of the gene akt3b, whose product is annotated as v-akt murine thymoma viral oncogene homolog 3b. Gene Ontology annotation, molecular function: ATP binding; protein serine/threonine kinase activity. The transcript is spliced from 14 exons. NCBI's taxonomy places the organism in Eukaryota, Metazoa, Chordata, Actinopteri, Gadiformes, Gadidae. The record is from RefSeq and is a predicted model, not a curated record. Gene Ontology annotation, biological process: protein phosphorylation. Bases 1219 to 2658 code for a protein of 479 amino acids.